Capsaspora owczarzaki ATCC 30864 is the source of this 1753-nucleotide messenger RNA. RefSeq lists its product as hypothetical. Lineage: Eukaryota; Filasterea; Ministeriida; Capsasporidae. The record is from RefSeq and is a predicted model, not a curated record. The transcript has a single exon. Gene Ontology annotation, molecular function: cyclin-dependent protein serine/threonine kinase activity; ATP binding. Bases 60 to 1580 code for a protein of 506 amino acids. Gene Ontology annotation, biological process: regulation of mitotic cell cycle; protein phosphorylation. Gene Ontology annotation, cellular component: nucleus.
GGAGAAAAAUCACAGCCACAGUCCUCCAAACAAAUUUUGCUUCACAGAAACCACCCUGAAUGUCGGGGCAUUCGGAGCGGCGGCCGAGAGCCGCAUCCGAGAGUGACCGCGACUCGCACGCGGCUGGCUCUUCAUCUGCCUCUGAGCAUUCGGAGGAUGGCACGUCUGCGGCGCACGACUCUCGGAAGCGACCACGAAUGGACGCGCAUCGGUUUCAUCAUGAGGAUGGCGGACAAGUCCCAAGUAGUAGCACUCUGCCAGCCACCGACCGCAACGAGCAAUCCGAAGAAGGAUCCAAAGAUGUCAAGACCAAGCUGUUGGAGCAGCACCGCGUCACCCCGGCUGGGGCUGUGGCACAACAUGCAGUCGAUGUUGCACCGCGCCGUCACGUCGACGACAGCGACGACAACGACAACGAUGCUGCUGCUGCUACAUCACGAAUCGAAAAGUACUACCCAGCAUUCCAAGGGUGCCGGUCUGUGGACGAGUACACGCGGCUGAAUCAAAUCGAAGAAGGCUCGUACGGUGUCGUGUUUCGCGCCCGCGAUGUUCGUUCUGGACGCAUCUAUGCACUCAAGCGACUCAAGAUGGAGAAGGAGAAGGAUGGCUUUCCAAUCACAUCAUUGCGGGAGAUUGACACGCUGCUCAAGUCGCCGCACCCCAACAUUGUGCUUGUGCGUGAGAUUGUGGUUGGCUCGAGCAUGGACCACAUCUUUCUCGUCAUGGAGUUUGUCGAGCACGAUCUCAAGACGCUGAUGGAGUCUAUGCGUCAGCCAUUUUCAGGUGGCGAGGUCAAGACGCUCAUGCUGCACCUGCUGGCCGGUGUCAAUCACUUGCAUGACAACUGGAUUAUCCAUCGUGACUUGAAAACAUCCAAUCUGCUUCUCAGCAAUCAGGGUGUGCUCAAGCUCGCGGACUUUGGUCUUGCUCGCGAGUACGGGUCGCCGCUGCACGCCAUGACGGCGCUUGUUGUGACGCUGUGGUACCGCUCUCCCGAGCUCCUGCUUGGCGAAACCAAGUACACGACUGCCGUGGACAUGUGGUCUGUUGGCUGCAUUUUUGCCGAGCUGCUCAUCCACGAGCCGCUCUUCCCGGGUCAACGCGAACUCCAGCAGCUGCGAAUGAUUUCCGACAUGUUGGGCCCGCCGUCCAAGGAAAUCUGGCCUGGUUACGAGAACCUUCCCAACGCCCAAGUGCUCUCCUUCUCCAAGGACCAACCCUACAAUCGCUUGCCUACAAAGAUUCCUGGCCUAUCCGCCCAAGGUUUGAAACUUUUGAAUGGUCUGCUCACGUACGAUCCCAAGAAGCGAAUGACGGCAGAACAAGCGCUUCGCCACCCGUACUUUUCCGAGUCGCCAUUGCCCGUCGAUCCGAGUGUCUUCCGUUCAUGGCCCGCCAAGUCCGAGCUGCAGAAAGUGCAUACCUCCCACGACGAGCCUCGCGCUCCCGAGGGCCAUCCCAGCGAGGUCGCGGCUGAUGGAGAUGCAGCAGGCUUUAUUUUCGAAUCAGACGACGUGUAUCGACUACUUCAGCAUGGUUCAAACGCACAAGUCGGAGGCGGGUUUAAGCUCAAGUUUUAAGCUCCUUUCCUUUCGUUUGGACAAACACUUGGUUUUCAUCUCUACACAAUUGCUACUGUAUCUAUCGGUUUUUUUUUUGUUGUUCUAUCAGCAUGUUUUCCAACACCAUUUCUCUCUCUCUACCCCUCCCCCCAAAUUGAUCUGUAACGCCUCCUCACUCUUCACAAUUCCAA